CUUUGAAUUUUGGAGCAAGUCACUUGGCCUGAAAGAACUGCCAGGCUCUCUUGGCACUGCUUUGGCAGGCUCCCCCCUCCCAGCCCCAUCCCGCCCAGCAGCCUGCCGAGAAAGGAGCCGGAGCCGGUGGCAGCGCCACGCCUGGCCACGGAGGGGCCGCCAGAUCCCAUCCCAGUGGGAGGAGCUCCUGCAGAAACAAGUGUGAGCGUCUGUCGGGUCCUCGGCCUCUGGCAUGGCAGAGCCGAGCAGCACGGACUCCACGCUGAUGGCCCUGGACGAGGAGGAGCUGUGGGAGAUGAUGGAAGACCACCGCUACAGGAUCGUGCACAGCAUCUGCCCCAGCCGCCUCACGCCCUGCCUAUGCCAGGCGAAGGUGCUGGGCCGGCUGGACGAGGAGGAGGUGCUGCACAGCCCCAGGUUCACCCACACGGCCAUGCGCGUCGGGCACUUGCUGGAUUUGCUGAAGACUAGAGGAAAGAAUGGGGCCAUCGCCUUCCUGGAGAGCCUGAAGUUCCACAACCCUGACGUCUACACCCUGGUCACUGGGCCGCAGCCUGACAUGGACUUCAGCAAAUUCAGUGGGCUCAUGGAGACGUCCAAGUGGACCGAGUGCCUGGCAGGGGCCAUCGGCAGCCUGCAGGAGGAGCUGAGCCAGGAGAAGGGGCAGAAGGAGGCGCUGCUGCAGCAGUGCCGGCUGCUGAAGGAGCGCCUGGGGCAGGCCGAGGCCCGGGCCGAGAGCCUGUGCCAGCUGGAGGCCGACCACGGCCGCACGAAGCGCGAGGCCAGCGCCCACUUCCACGAGGCGCUGAAGCUGAAGGACGAGAUGCUCAGUCUCUCGCUGCACUACAGCAACACGCUGCGGGAGAAGGGGCUGGCCACCACACGCUGCUGCGGCCUGCGGGAGGAGUUGUACCUGAUGAAGCGGGAGAGGAAAUCUUCCUCCUGUGAGCAGAACGCCGGCAAGCACUCCCUGAAGGCGGCCAGCGCUCCGGAGCCCAGGGAGCAGGAGCUGAGCCGGCUGAAGGAGAAUGAGAAGCCGCGAUCGCUGACCUUCAGCCUGGCAGAGAAGGACAUCCUCGAGCAGGACCUGGGCGAGGCCCUGGAGAGCAGGCAGGAGCUGGUGGGCCGCCUGCAGUCCCUGAGGGAGCGGGCCGUGGCCGUGGAGAGGCAGCGAAAGCAGUACUGGGAAGAGAAGGAGCACACCCUGCUCCAGUUCCAGAAAACGAAGGUGGACUGCGAGAUCUACAAGGAGAAGAUGGGCACCCUGCAGAGUCAGGUGGUCGAGCUGCAGAAGGAGAGGGACCAGGCCUACUCCUCCAGAGAUGCAGCCCGGGUGGAGAUCUCUCAGAAUCUGGCAGAGAAGGACGCCCUCCACAGGAAGGUAUUCGAGCUGAUGGAUGAAGUCUGCCAACUGCGCCAACGGCUCCACAGGUUGCAGGCUGAGUCACAGCCAGGGGUGAGUGCCUCCUGCCCACAUGCAGGGUGAUGGCAGGAAGCCGGCACCACGGAGCUCUGUCCGAAGGGGAAGCAGGGGCUCGUGCGCAUGUUUGCCAUCGGCCCACGGGAGGACAGCGACUGCGGCUGCCUCGGCCCCGCGGAGGCACAGCCGCUCUGGGCUGACCUGAGAGCCACGUCCAGCCGCGAGCUGGUGGACAGCUUCCGCUCCAGCAGCCCAGUGCCUCCCAGCCAGCAGUCACUGUACAAGCGGGUCGCAGAGGACUUCCAGGAAGACCCCCGCUCGUUCAGGUACAGAGGGACUGGCAGUGGCCUUCCAGAAAUCCUGGAGGUAGACCCGGGAGCCUCCACAGGAACCAGCGCGGGCAACGCAGACCUGGAUUAUGAGAUCAUAGACGAAGCAGACCUUCCUGAGUCUGAGAGCCACCUGCAGCCAUCCUCCGGGGAUCUCGCCUUGUCGACCAGCAUCCCGGUGCGGAGGAGGCCGGCGUGCAAGAUCCUGAGCCAGGUGGUGGUGCUGGCCUUCCAGGGGGACGCGCUGCUGGAGCAGAUAAGCGUCAUCGGCGGAAACCUCACGGGCAUCUUCAUUCACCGGGUCACCCCAGGCUCGGCAGCAGACGAGAUGGCCUUGUGCCUGGGCACCCAGAUCGUGAUGGUGGACUGUGAGGCAACAGAGCCCUUGUUCAAGGCCGUCCUGGAGGGCACAACCCUGGAGCAGGCUGUCGGGCUUCUCCGGAGGGUGAAGGGCUUCUGCUGCUUGUCUGUGAGGGUCAACACGGAAGUUUACAAGAAGCUAGUCCAGGACUUGGAGGCCAAAGUGGCCACCUCAGGGGACUCCUUCUACAUCCGGGUCAACCUGGCCAUGGAGGGGCAGGCAGAGGGCGAGCUGCAGGUGCACUGCGAUGACAUCCUGCAUGGCACCGACACCAUGUUCCAGGGCUGCAGCUGCUGGCAUGCCUGCCACGUCGGCCCGUAUAGCACCCAGGGCUCCCAGCAUGGCACCAUCCCCAACUACGCCCAGGCCCAGCAGCUGCUCAUCGGCCUCAUCCAGGACAUGGCUCAGCAGAGUGCCAUCACCCGCAAGGCUUCCAGGGGGCUCCACAGACUGGUGCACCUUGUCAGCAUGGACAGGAGCAAGGCCAGCCCUCAGUGCUCGUCCUUUGAUGGGGGCCGGUGGAACCCCGGCAGGCCAGAAGGUGAGACAGAGCCCCCCGCCAUGUGCUUCUGGGCCAAGAGCUGCCUCACCCUGGUGCCCUACACCCUGGUGCACCCCCACAGGCCCAGCCGGCCCCGGCCCGUGCUCCUCACACCCUGGCUGGUUGGGAAGGUCCUGAGCGAGAAGCUCUGCCUCCUCCAUGGGUUUAAGAAGUGUCCGGCAGAAUACUUGAGCCAAGAGGAGUACAAUGUCUCCAGGCAGAAAGGGGACAUCAUCCAGGAGAAGGAGGCAUCUGGUGGCCGCUACUGGGUGACCCGCCGAGCCGUGGAGUCUCUCAUAGACAAGAACACCCACGCCCUCUUGGACAUCCGGCUGCACAGCGUCCACACCCUGCACAGGAUGGAGAUCUUCCCCAUCGUCAUCCACAUCUCCAUCACCGAGAAGGCAGCAAAGAAACUCAAGAAGGCCCUGCAGCCGCUCGGCACCUCGGAGGAGCAGCUUCUGGACGCGGGCAGGCAGGAGGAGGGCGGGCUGGACAAAGUGCCCUGUCUCUACCGCUGUCUGACCCCUGACAGCUGGAGUGACCUCGACUCCCCGCUUGGCUGCGUCCGCGUGGCCACUGCAGACGAGCAGAAGAAGGUGGUGUGGACAGAGCAGAGCCCCUGCUAA
Molecule: messenger RNA, 3280 nt
Organism: Manis pentadactyla (Chinese pangolin)
Lineage: Eukaryota; Metazoa; Chordata; Mammalia; Pholidota; Manidae
Gene: CARD14
Product: caspase recruitment domain family member 14
Biological process (GO): regulation of apoptotic process
Molecular function (GO): protein binding
Source: RefSeq, a predicted model, not a curated record